GGCAGUUAAGUCGGAACCGCCGCCGCCGGUUAACCCUCCCGGACUGCCAGGCUCAAGAGGAACAAGCCAGCUGAAGCGUUCACCUCUUGGUGCUAACGGCGCGGGUCUACUCUUUCUGCCAUCUCCGCCUUCGCGGUCCUCACCCCUUUGCGGGUGAAGUCACCUUUAGGUUUCGAGACCUUGGGGCUUGAGGCCCAAACUCGGGACGACCCUUCCUCUUUUCCUCUCAUCCUCCAUCUCUUUCUCUUGCACCACCGAACCACUUGGUAUUCCUGCCAGCCAGCUCGGCGGUGAUUUGAGGCCAAGUUCGGGGCGGUAAAGGUAACCGUGGGGAGAGCGGCCCCCCAGUGGACAAAGGCGGAGGCAAGAAUAGAGCAGGCCUAAGGGCCGCAGGCGAUGAAAAUCGGCAUCUGAGGGGGGUGAAUAAGGAAAAAAAAAAGUACUGAGGAUACAGAAGGAACUGAAAAGGACUUGUUGCACGAUGGAAGAAUCUGACUCCGAGAAAAAGAUGGAGAAAGAGAAUCUGGGGCCAAGAAUGGAUUCUCCAAUGGGGGAACCUGAGGGAUCGCUUGGGUGGGUGCUACCAAAUACAGCCAUGAAGAAAAAGGUGCUGUUGAUGGGUAAAAGUGGGUCUGGUAAGACCAGCAUGAGGUCUAUUAUCUUUGCAAAUUAUAUUGCCAGAGACACACGUCGCCUGGGUGCAACAAUACUAGACCGUUUACAUAGUCUUCAAAUUAAUAGCAGUUUGAGCACCUACUCUCUCGUAGACUCUGUUGGAAAUACAAAGACAUUUGAUGUUGAACAUUCUCAUGUUCGAUUUUUGGGAAACCUGGUAUUGAACCUUUGGGACUGUGGUGGGCAAGACACUUUCAUGGAAAAUUAUUUCACUAGCCAGCGGGACAACAUCUUCCGAAAUGUGGAGGUUCUGAUUUAUGUCUUUGAUGUGGAGAGCCGCGAACUUGAAAAGGACAUGCACUAUUACCAAUCAUGCUUGGAAGCCAUUUUGCAGAACUCUCCAGAUGCCAAAAUCUUUUGCUUGGUGCACAAAAUGGAUCUCGUACAGGAGGAUCAACGGGACUUGAUCUUUAAAGAACGAGAAGAAGAUCUCAGGCGUUUGUCUCGUCCACUGGAAUGUUCUUGUUUCCGAACAUCUAUCUGGGAUGAAACUCUCUAUAAGGCUUGGUCCAGCAUUGUUUAUCAGCUGAUUCCCAAUGUUCAGCAGCUGGAAAUGAACCUAAGGAAUUUUGCUGAAAUUAUCGAGGCCGAUGAAGUGCUUCUAUUUGAGAGAGCUACUUUUCUGGUGAUUUCUCACUAUCAGUGUAAAGAACAGCGCGAUGCCCACAGAUUUGAGAAAAUCAGCAACAUUAUUAAGCAGUUCAAGUUGAGCUGCAGUUUGAGAAACUUGCUAAUAGAAGACAGGAGAGAGGGGAGUAUUUCAUUCAUUUAUUUAUUUUUUGAUCGGGAAGAAUUGAACAGGUUUGAGGGCAAAAGGAAAGAGGCCAGAGGCAAGGCAAAGAUUAAUAGAAAAAGAACAAUCAGUGGAAAAGAGAAAUGGAAUAGAAUGAAGUGAGUCUACAUGUGGAAAGGUUAGCCUUAAACAGGAAGAAGAUUUUUAAAAAGGGGGAGACUGAGCAAAGAUACAGAGAAAUUUUGAGGUGGCUUAUAGGAAAGGCAUUGGGCCUCAAGUUUGUGGAUUCUGAUAUCAGAGAAAUCUUCUGGGAUGUAAGCGGAAUGUAAAAAGUCUGACCAGUUUUUAUAGGGUAUAAGCUAGGGGAUUGACAAGUAAUGAGACAGAAGAUAACUAAUUAUAAAUGAGCCCCAGCUGAUAUCUGAGGGACAGACAGGGGUGGCGUGGGCAGGGCUGGGGCUGAACAGGUUAGGUAUGGGAGAUUAGGCUGCCACCAGUGUCAACCUGCUCUGUAAAUACAGAUUUUAUUAGUGGCCUAUAGCAUAACGACAUCAAGGUUAAUAUGGUGUGAACAAUCAUAUAAAUUUGAAGUCCAGUAGAAAUGGCAGUUGGAUUCCAUGUACCUCUGUUCUGUAUUUGCAGGUUAUUGAGAUUGGACUGUAAUGUAGCUCUAACAUCCUCUGGCCAGGACAGAUGUAAACUGAGUAGCCUCAGUUAAGUGGCCCUCCCCACUCUCCAUCAUCAGAGCCUACAGAAUCUCUAGAAUUGACUUUGGGUAGGGUGUGGAGGAAAGCUAUGAACAGUCUCUCUCUCUCUCUAGCUGGUUAUAAAUAAUUUGAGAUAUCAUUUUUAGGAAUCAAAGGGAAACCCUGUUCUGGAUAAGAUUUAAUAAAUAUCAGUCAGCACACAGAAAAAACGAACAUACAUAGUUUUUCUUCUUUGAUUCUUUUGUGGGCUAGGAUCUAUAUAAAAAUCUGUGUUUAUAUGGAGGCUUAGAGUAGUUACCAGAAACAGUUUGUCGUAUUAAAUCUAUGAGAAGUUAGAAAGACAUUGUACAGGGAUAAUACCAGUUUUGUGGGCCAUGUUUUAUAUAGCUAUUAAUAGUUGACGAGUAUUAUGAGGCUCAUUUAAGUAGAUGAUGUACCUUGUGAGGAUAUAUAUUUAACUGAAAAAAAAUUAUAAUGGCAAAAUCAUAUGAGCUGGAAGUCAGGAGAGGCUCAGUUGUGGUUCUGGGUUUUCUGGGAACUGAGAGUGGGAUCUUAACUCCCUGGGACUUAUCUUCCUCACCUAUGAAAUGAUGGGUCAAGGCUCAGAAGACCAUUCAGGUCAUAACAUUCUGUGAUUCUAGUCUCAGAAGUAGCAGGUUGGCCAGAAUGUCACCAAGGGGGUCAUAGAGGCAGUUUGGCUGGUUCGAUUUCUAAGUGGUUGCCCUGGAGACCAUAAUUAAUUGUCUUCAUAACAAUCUAGUUCAGAUUAAUAGCAACUUAAUUUCAAUAGCAUACACCAGUGAGGUGGUGAAAUGAGCACUGAACAGGGAGUCAGAAGACCUGCAGUUUAUUUCCAGCUACGCCACUUGCUAACUUUGCUACAGAAGUUCUCUGAACUCUAGUGUGGUAGGUAGACUAAUGUCCACGCCCUAAUCCCUGGAACCUGUGAUAUGUUAUGUUACAUUCAAAAAGAAAUUUGCAGGUGGCAUUAAGAUUAUAAACUUUAAGAUAGAGAAAUUAAUCUGGAUUAUCUGGGUGGGUACAAUCUAAUCACAUGGCUAGAAGAGGAAGGCAGAAAAGUAGGUCACAGCAUUCAAGGAUGGAAGAAGAGGCAGGGGAGAUUUAAAUGUGAGAGGGACUUGACCUGCCAUUGCUGACUUUCAAGAUGGAGAAAAGGGGUCACAAGCCAAAGAAUGUGGGUGACCUGUAGAAGCUGGGAAUAGCUCUCAGCAGAGAACCAGCAAGGACACCAGGAACUUCAUUCUGCAAGCAUAAGAAAGUGAAUUCUGCCAACAAUCUAAAUGAUCAAGGAAAUGGAUUCUUUCCUAGAGACUCCAGAAAGGAAGGCAGCCCUGCCAACAUCUUGAUAUAGCCUGAAGAAACCCAUGUCAGCCUUCUGACCUAUAGAACUAUAAGAUAAUAAAUUUGUGUUGUUUAAACCACUACAAAACCUAAAAAGCCCUUGCUGUUGAGUUGAUUCCAACUCAUAGGGACUGUAUAGGACAGAGUAAAACUGUCCCGUUGGGUUUCCAAAGCUGUAAUCUUUACAGGAGCAGACUGCUACAUCUUUCUCCUGUUAAACCACAAAGUUUGUGGUAAUUUUUUAUGGAAGCGAUAAAAAAUUAACACACCUAGUUUAUUCAUCUAUAAAAGAACAGGAAUAAUAAUAAUAGUAAUUAUGGCCUAUCUGUGUCUAUAUAAGGUUGUUGUAAGAUCAAAAGAGAUGUCAGGUGGUGUUGGUGGGAAUGGCUGAUAAAGACCUUGAAAAAUGUGCUCCUCCAUAAAAGCAAAGAGAAACACUGGCAAAAGUUGUCAAAAUCAAAUUUUUUAGAACUCUUGAAAUUAAUCAAAGGUUUUCAACAAUCUGAGGAGGUUUAUUCAAGAAAUACAGCUGAAUUUUGGUAAGAACAGUGAACUUUGUGGUAUUUUAACUUUCUCUAUUUCCAUCCCUUUCUUCCUAGCUCUGCAGUAGCCUUGAAAACCAAGAAUCUCACAAUCAUGGUCACCGUGAAAAUUAGCAUCCUAGCACCCACUGGAGGGUGCAGAAUGGGGUUUGAGCUCCCCAAAAGUCCCAUCCCAGAGAAGUGUCAUUAUCUGACAUAUUUGGCAAUUCUCUGGAAACUCCACUUGGAGGGAUUGUCUUUAUUUGACUGUUCAUUCACUGUGAACAGUUCCCCCACCCCAGGCAUUUGUUGAAAACAAUCAGCAGCAAUUGUUUAACAUUUAAACUGCCUGAGGCAGUGAUAACAGUUGGGGCAAAGCAAAACUGAGUGAAUUCUUUGCUAGAAGACCUGCUAGCAUUUAGAAAUACUAAAAGGAGUCUUUCAGGUACAUAUAAAAGGACACUAGACAGUAACUUGAAUCCAUAUGAAUAAAUAAAGAGUAUGUAAUGGUAACUACAAACCA
This is a messenger RNA of Trichechus manatus latirostris (Florida manatee), 4521 nucleotides long. It is a transcript of the gene RRAGB, whose product is annotated as Ras related GTP binding B. The record is from RefSeq and is a predicted model, not a curated record. Gene Ontology annotation, molecular function: GTPase activity; GTP binding. Gene Ontology annotation, biological process: cellular response to starvation; negative regulation of autophagy. Gene Ontology annotation, cellular component: nucleus; Gtr1-Gtr2 GTPase complex; lysosome. Lineage: Eukaryota; Metazoa; Chordata; Mammalia; Sirenia; Trichechidae. The transcript is spliced from 10 exons. The coding region runs from base 482 to 1570 and encodes 362 amino acids.